Molecule: messenger RNA, 563 nt
Organism: Mercurialis annua (annual mercury)
Lineage: Eukaryota; Viridiplantae; Streptophyta; Magnoliopsida; Malpighiales; Euphorbiaceae
Exons: 3
Coding region: 65-460 (131 amino acids)
Source: RefSeq, a predicted model, not a curated record
AACAAAUUUAUUUUGUUAAUCAGUUUGCCACUUUGAAGUGAGCGGUUACCUUUGAGCUCUAUACAUGAUGGCAGCGAUCGGCGGCGGAAGCUCGGAGUCGGAGGAGUAUGUAUAUCGGAUUUGCACCGGCAAAGAAUGGGAGGAUUUCCAAAAAAACGGAUCCACUUUAGGCUCAGAUCUUGACAAAUCUUCGGGCUUCAUCCACCUCAGCAAGCUCAGCCAGGUGAAAUCAACACUGCAGAACUUUUUUUUGAAUACUACUUCGGAAUUGUAUCUGCUUCAAGUUGAUGCCAAGAAGCUUGGAGAUGGAUUGGUAUAUGAAAUUGUGGAUGGUGUGAACAGUUUUCCUCAUUUUUACGGGCCAUCUAAAAGUUUUGGUGCUCUGCCUUUAGAUGUAGUCACCAAAACAGAGAAGAUCACAGUAUCGACUGGCGAAUUUAGUUGUGGUUUGCUGAAUUGAGCUUUUUACACUCAUUUUGAAUCAUUUUGUGGGGAGAUUAAUAAACAUGCAUUUGCUUCCUAUGAAUCUAUGAUAUGCAAUUAAAAUUCGGGAUUGUUUGGUA